GAAGCGGAGCGAGUACCGACGAGGCGGUCGUUUACUGCAUCGCAUGCAGGUUGACUUGGAAAAAUCCGUCCUCUGUUGAUUCGUUGGCCAUUGGAAUGAUUGAUUUCUAGAUUUUGCGUUUAUUGCUGUUUCAAUGACGGUGCAUGUACACAUACACAUGUAAUCAGCUGCCUCCUAAAAAUUCACCAUGAGCUGGGUAGUGGACGAGUGGAAAGACGGCCUCCCGGCCAAGGCGCUGCAGAAGAUCCGGGAGAUGGAGACCAAGUUGGAGCGUCUCAGCAAGGAGCACAAGCAGAAGCAGUUCCAGCUGGAGAGCCUAGAGGCUGCUUACCAGAAGCAGCUUCGGAAAACGGAAGAAGAAAAGAACGUGCAGGGCACACUGAAGCGAGACAACCAGAACCUGGCGGAGACAUGCCAGGAGCUGGAACGCAAGCGGGAGAAGGUCAUGCAUGACCUACAGGCUAAGGAGACACUAGUGUCUUGUCUUGAAGGCAAACUGUCUCACAGUCAACAACAGCUGGAGGUGGAGACUAACCGAGCUGUGCAGGUGAAGAACGAACUGGAGAGGGUGCAGCUGGAGCACAACGCCUGCCUCCAGAGGAUGGAGAAGCUGAGUGCCGACCACACCCGGCUGCAGGAGACUUACUCCCAGCAGCAGCACCGGCUGGAGAGCCAGAACAGCCGCGUCAAGGCCCUGCAGAAGGAGUCGUCCCAGCUGAGGGACAAGCUGGACAUACAGGAGGGCAGGCACCGCAACUUCAGCUCCUCGUCUCAAGGGAGCUCAGCAAGCGAGGAUGAAUACACGUCCAUGAAGCAGCAACUUAAAGAUAUGGAGGCUGCCAAGAUGAGAGAGAUCGCCCGCGUCAAAGAGCUUGAAGAGCUUCUAGCUCAGACCAAGACGAGCAACACCGUCGUUCCACCAAAGGAGCAACCUACCGCUGACCUGAUGAGCUUUGACAGCCCUGCUAAGCCCCCUAAGAAGGUCGCCACACCAUCCUCAAAUGAUGAGCUGACUAACAAGCAUGCACUGCUGGACAUGGAGAAGACCGUCCGUGACCUGAAGAAACAGAAUGAAGACCUCAGCCAAGCGAAGCACAAGUUAGAGUUGCAGCUGCAGGCCAAAGACAAGGAGCUGAACAACCUACGUAGCCAGGCAGCAGACAGUGAGAAACAGCUGGCAGAAGUCCGGAAAGCUCUCGCAGAGAAGGAAGCUGCAUUCAACAAACAGCUGGACGAGACAAAUAACUUGAGAAGCCAGCUGGACAAGGCCACUGCAAAGCUGGAAGAAUUGGAAAGGAAAUCCAAGCAGACGGUGCAGGAGUUGGAAUGCCAACGCCACAAUGCCGAGGCUGCCCGCAAUUCACAAGAGCAGCGCUUCAAGGAGCGAGAGAAACAGCACAAGCAAGAACUGUCCCAGCAGGCACAGCUCGUCACCAGUCUUGACAAAGAAUUCAAAGAUGCCACUAACAAGCACCAACAGGAGAUCAACAAGCUGACGUCCGAGCGCAGUGUGCUGCAGUCGCAGUUUGAGAAAGCUCAGUUCGCUGCCCAGAAAUUGGAGAGGGAGAUGGGGGAGCUCAAGCAGCAACUUGACAGAGCCGACCAGAGUGUCAAUUCGCACGAAAAAACAGUUGCUCAGCUGGAGAAGACACUUGCUGACCUCGUCAGAGAGAAGGAGAAUUUUCUUUGCAAGCUUGACCAAGGCAGCUGCAAGAUCACCAAUCUCGAGAGCCAGGUGGCGCAGUUGAAACGAGAGUGCCAGCACAACGAGGGCCUCGUGAACGAUCUGCAAGGGAAGAUGCAGCAGAAGGAGACCGAACUGGACACCUUCAGUGCCAAGUCCGACAACCGCAUGAAGGAACUCAACAACAUCGCGGAAAAUUUGAAACUGCAGUUGUCGGCUGUGGAGACCAAGCAUUCCUCUGCGCAAGAUUUAGUCCAGAAACGAGAGCACGAGAUUCAGACGUUGACACAACAGCGAACAGUGUCAGAAGAUGCUAAGCAGAAGCUCCAACAACUGGUAGAUGGCAGUGGCAGAGAGAUUGACGGAUUGAAGAGAGAGGUUUCCACGCUGAAGCAGCAGAAUAACAGCAUGAUGGAAACAGUGGAGAGAGCUAAAGAUGCUCAAACCCAGCACAGCAGACAAGUUGUGGAGAGGGACAACAGGAUUACAGAGCUGGAAGACCAUCUGACGGCAUCAAAAUGUGAGGUAGAAUCCGUCAGGUCCGAGCUCGCCAGCAUCUUGCAAGAGCAGGAGAGUGAGAAGAUGUUGCUGGGCAACCUUCGUCUGGAGAACAGCAGUCUCCUGUCCGACUACAAGAAAGCUUGUGAAAUGGCGGACGCCAGGGGAACAGAGGUAACCGAUCUGCUGGAUAGGCUUGACAAAUCAGAGUCUGAGGUUGAAAAACUAAGAGAGCGGUUGCACAGAGCUGAAGGGGACUUGAAGCAGGCCAAGAAAGCUGAACAAGAUGCCAAGAAGGUUGAACUUGAACUGAACAAAGCUGCAGCAGACACGGAAGAGUUUCUGCAGUCGCUGAGAAAGGAACUGGACAGCGCAAAAACACAGCUCCAGCAGUCUGAGGAAAAACACCAAGCUGCUGUGGCUGCACUCAAGGCAAAGCUUACAGGAACUGAAUCAAGGAUCAGUGAGCAGUCGAAAGAAAUCUCUGACCUUGUGGAGAAGCUGAGUCACCGGGAAAAUAAGGUGGAGCAGUUGGAACAACAACUUGAAAAGGCCGAGUCUGAUGUUGAGAAUGCGAGAGCAACUGCUGAAGCAAGCUCCAGGGAAGCGUCGGAGAUUGCAGCUGAGCUCAGCCUUGCCCAGAAGGAGCUCAGUAACGCUAAGCUUGAUUUGGACAAUGCACUGAAGAUCUCGUCUGCUGCUCAGCGCGACCUGAAUGCCUCACAAGAGGAGCUGGACUCUACAAAAGAGAUGCUGUCUAGAAAGGAUGAAGAUGUAAAGCAGCUGACGACGGAGGUGUUGGAACUGACCUCCAGACUUGAUGAAUCCACCAAAGCAUUCGAGGCAUCCCUUACAAGGUCGGAAGAGGAAAAAGCAGCCUUGAUGGAGAAGUGUGAUCACGCAGAAGCAGUCAUUGCUAACAAGGAGUCAAAUCUCGAGGAAAUGAUGAGCAAGGCUAAAAAAGCCGAAACAGAAGUUCUCUCGCUCCAGGAGAAGGUCCAAAAGCUUGAACAAAUUGAGACCUCAGCACAGAAAACAGUGGAAACACUCCAACAACACGCCACUGAUCAUCUAGAACUCUUACGGGAAAAAGAUACCAAACUUUGCUCCGUGGAAGCUGAACUGCACCAACUGCAGACCAGUUUUGACAAACUGUCUGGUGAUCUAAGAAACACAGAGGAUCAGCUUGAAAACUUAAAAGCAGAUAUGUUAAGCCAGUCUGAGCAAAGUGAGAUUGCACUGAAACAGAAACAAGUGCUUGUAGAUGAACUCUCUUCACAAAAACAAUCAGCAGAGACGGAAUUCAUUCAGUUACAGGAAAAAUUCUGUGAUAGCGAAAAGAAGCUUGGUCUCCUCAGAAUGUCCUACUCUGAUGUCCAGGACAGAUGUGACACCAGCCAAGAACAACUGCAGAGUAUGGAAUCACUCCUCCAGAAGAAGAAGAAAGAGAUUGAAGAGCUGCAGCAAAUGUUUGAUCAGAUUAUAUCUGAGAAGACGAUGUCUUUACAAGAUCUGGAGGCAUCAAAUUCAAGUCUGACGGAAAAAUUAAGCCAGAGUGCAGCUGUCGUCCUUCAAAAAGAGGCCCAAAUAGAAAGUCUUGAGAGAGAACAUGACACGUGUAAGCAUGAACAUGAAACUACCACUGCUUCCCUACUUUCAGAAGUGGCAGCACUCAAGGACCAAGUCUCCGACUUGGAAGUAAUUCUGGAGAAGACCAAGGAUCUUCAUCAUGCCACAGAGGGGGAGCUACAGCAAACUAAAGAUGAACUGACAACAACCAAGGAAGAGAACCAGAGAAUGCAAGGUCGCCUGGACCUGAUCCAGAUGGACAUCGACGACAAGGAUGACUGCAUGCAGGCUUACACCGAACAGUUGGGACAGAUGGAGAGCACCAUCAAAGCCCUGGAGGAAGCCAAGGAGCAAAGUGACUUCAUCAUUGGCGACUACAAGAUGGAACUCUCCAAGGCCCAGGAUGACAUGGAAGUUAUCAGUAAAGAAAGGGAAAGCCUUCAACAGGGGCUUGCAAAGGUUGAGCAAAGGGAGUCAAACCAACAGGAAGUUCUGAAGAACCUGAGGACGGAGCUCAGUGAAAGAGAGAAUGACUUUACUUCACUCACAGAAGUAAGUGAAGCUCUGAAAACCAAGUUCCAAGCCAACGUCUCUGAAAUGGAGAACAAAGACAAAGACAUUGAGUCAUUGAACAUCCAGUUGGAAAAUCAGAAACAGACCUUGAAUUGCUUGCAAUCCGAUCUUGAAGAGAAGACAUCUUUGGUCAGUGCCUUGGAGGAAAAGUCCAUCCAGUUGGCCAGAGAACUUGAAAAAAGAGACACUCUGCUUGAGGAUGGGCAACGCACUGUUGAAUCUCAUAUGGAGCAGCUAAGAGAUUUGCAGAGCAAGCUGUCUCUCAAAACAGAAGAGCAUGAAGCAUCCGUCGUCAAGAUGACCCAAGAGAUGAAUACCCUGCUGUCCAAACUUGAGGUCAGCCAGAUGGAUGUGGAAGACCGUGAGCGAGCUCGUCAAGAGAUGCUUGAGAAGCUGGAGCAGAAGCAGCAGAUAUGCAAGCAGCAGGAGACUCGCAUCUCUUGCCUCACCCUGGACUUAGAGGAGCUUCAGAGGAACGCACAGGAGCUGGAUGCUGCCAAGACCUCCCUUGAGCAAGCAUUGGCUGAGAAGGAAAAGGAAAUCAAAGCAUCUUCGGAGACGGCCGAGAGUAUAACUGAUGAUUUAAGACGGGAAACUAAAACACUUGAAGAGCAGGUAUGCAGCCUGGAGGGUGAACUCCAAAAGGCACAUUUCACCCUUGAGAACACAGUGGAGGAUCUGAGCAGCCUCACAGAGCAGUUUAAUGUGACAAACGAGAAAUGCGAGCAGCUGCAGCAACGUCACGGGGAACUUACGUCCAGCCACGAGGAGCUGAAGCAAGAGUUUGAUGCAGUUGUCGGCCACAAAGAUGCACUCGUCCAAACCAGUCAGAACUUAAGGGAGGAGCUGGAGGAAACCAAAUCAGCCUUGCAACAAGAAAGUGCGGACUUUGAGACAGAGAAGAAAGCGCUAGACACUACAGUGCAGUCACUCACAAGCAACCUCAGCUCUUUACAGUCAACCUAUGACGAGACUGUUACAAAACUGACGGAUGUUUCUAAAGAAGAGCAACUAGCCAAAGAAAUGCUGGAAAAACUUCAGCUGGAUAUGAGGGAGCAGCUGACCAACUCAACAGCAACCACAGCAACCCUGAAAGAAAAAGUGCAACAUCUUCAAAAUGAGCUUGAAUUAACCCAAGAAGCUCUCCAGCAGAUGAAUAUGAAGCUCUCUGAAGAAAAAAAUAAUCGCUGUCACUUCCAAGAGACUGCAGCACUUGAAAAAGAAAAUCAGGACCUCUUGAUCAAGGAGCUGACACAGAAGCAGGCCUUGACGGAAGCUCUGAUAAGUGAAACAGAGAGUAGGCUAAGAGAGGCCGAGACAUCUCUGGAAGCUUCCAGGGAGUGUGUCUCCACCUUAGAAGCUUCAAAGGAGUCCUUAGGUACAGAUUUCAAGGCUCUUACGCAGAAAGCUGAUGAACAGGAGAAGACCAUAAUCAAGCAGGGAAAUCAGAUUUGUGACUUGGAGCAAACUUUGGCCGAGAAGGAGGCUGAAAUUGAGGAAAUGAAAUCACACCUUGAAGACACAGAGGACCAACUCUCUAACAGCCAGAGGGACUACAAGAAAGAGCUGGCGGAGAAAAGGAAGGAGGUUGGCCACCUUCAAACAGAGUUGGCCCAGCUCAGGGAAAGUUUUGAACUAACCCACAGUGCUCUUAAAACUGAAGAGGAAACAGUUAAGGAGAAGGAUCAAGACAUUGAAGCCCUCAGAGCACAGUGUAAGAGUGAGGUUGGAGCCAUUAGAGAACAGCUCGAGCAGUUGGAGACCGAAAUGAGGGUGGCUCAGCAGCAGCACAUGGAAGACAACCAUAAGAUAGACGGACUGAUCAGUCAAAUUGCACAACUGAGAUCCCAGUUGGAAGCUGACAGAGAUCUUCAUGAAAGGAAAGAGUUUGAGAUGAUUGAGCGUGAAGCCCAAGCGCAAGAGAAUAUGGACACUCUCAGAGAGAAGAUAUCGCAACUGAAACAGAGCAUCUCAAGAAAGGAUGACUCAAUCACAGAACAAAAAGAAGCUGUGGAUGGACUCCGUGAUCGACUUGCCCUUCAAGAGAAAGCCUCCACAUGUGUCGUAGAGGAACUGAAUGCCAAAAUUGAGUCUGUGGAAGCUGAUGUGCUUCGUCUGGAGGAACAACUGAGAACUAAGACAGAGUUAAGUGAGCAUUUAGAGCAGCAGAUAGAAUCCUUGAGAACUUCACUUGUUGGAGAAAAAUCCUGCCUGCUGGAGUCUCUCGCAGAAAGUGAGGAAAGGCUGGAACUGGCUGAAAAAAGUCACAGAGAUGAGACAGAGCAAUUGAGAAGGAAGUUGGACACACUUGCUCAAGAACAUCAAGAUGCUCUGGAUGCUGAGAAGAUGUGCAAUGUUAAGCUGCAAGAAGACCUACACAAGACAAGGGAAAUGUCCGUAGUACAUAGGGAGUCUUUGGAACAUGAUCUCGCUUGUCUGAAGAAAGAGAAGUUACAGCUGGAGACGACACUUGUGGAAAUGAAGAACUACUCAGAAGAAAAAGACAUUGAGCUCCACCAGCUCAAAAAUGCUCAAACGGAGAGCAACCAGAAGUUGGUGGCCUCCAUUGAGCGCAUCGAGGCCCUGCAGACAGAGGUUCGAGAGCAGCGUGACGCUUUGGCAAUUGCUGACAGGGAGAAUUCCCAGGUUAGAGAAGAGCUUGAGCAUCAGAUCAGUCUUCUAGAAAAAAGGAAGGAGGGUCUGUCACACAAGCUGGAAAUGACACAGAGAGAGGCAGAGGACCUUCUUGAGAGUAAAAACAUCCUGGAGCUGGAGGUGGUCUCACUGAAGCAGAGUGUGGCAGACGGCAACGAUUUUUCAGAUGCAGUCAAAGAAGAACUUGUAACAAAGCUUCAGCAUUUCCAAGAGGAAAAGGAACGUGCCGACCGAAGGAUAAGUGAUCUACUUCAGCAGCUGGAUUCUUCAAGGAAGGAAAGGGAUGAGCAUGAGUAUCAACUGAGCAUCUUGAAGAAUGAGGCAGAAUUGCAGGGUUUCACCACGGAGGACCAAAAGGCAAGAAUGGAUGAUAUGGGUGCUGAGAAUGAGAGUCUGAAAGAUGAAAUAGACAAGCUAAGAGGAAGACGGGUAAAGCUUCAGGCAGAUUUGGACGAUGCCACCAGCCAGCUGCAGGUGCUGUCCACUGAAGUGGAGCAUUAUCAGUCCAAGCAAAAUGAGCUGCUCAAGCAGAAGGACCAGAUGGAAGAGGUCAGGCAAUCCUUGGAAACAGAAAUGGAAUCUCAGAGAAUUGACGUGUGUAAACUCCAGGACAUUUGUACCAAUCUUCAAGAUGAGGCAGGAGAAAGAACAAGUGCUUUUCAAUCGCUGCAGUCAGAGAACAAAGAAUUGGUCAGUAAAUACGAAAACCUUAGCCAAGAGAUGCUCGAAGCUCAAGAAUCUUUGAAAUUGACCCAGGAGCAGAAGGCACAAAUGCAGGAUGAAAAUACCGGCCUGUCAAGAAAGAUGGAAGAUCUUGAGGGAAUGAUAGGAAAUCUCCAACAGCAGGUAUCUCAGGAGAGUGCUGCCAAAUUGGAUCAUCUAGAAAAGGCCAAAUUGUCAAACAGUGAUGUUGAAUCUCUGACAAUGAAAUUGCACGAAAAGGAGUCUCUGAUUGGCAGAUUAGAAAUUGAAAAGGAGGAAGCGCUUUCUUCUCUGCAGUCUUCUACAGAAAAGGUGUCUUCAGCACAGCAAGAGACUCGGGAUGUUAAGAACGCCCUCUCCACCUCACUCCUCGAAAAAUCUGACCUGGAAAAACAGCUGGAAGCAUUACAGAUCAGACUGAAGGAUAAUGAAAAAGAAUUGGAGAACCUGGCCCAAGAAGUUUCACUGAAGGAGCAACAGAAGAGGGCGACAGAAGAGGAAUUGAUAUUGAAGCAGACAGAAGCACAAGAGAUGAAAGAUGCUUGCAAGGGGCUGGAAAACGAGAUAAGCAGCAAUGAAACUGAUCGCAGCCAAGUGGAAUGCCAGCUUGCACUGUUUGAAUCAACUAUUGCCGAGCAAGCGAGAAAGAUAACCGAGCUGUUGGAAUUGGUGGCCAAUGCGGGAGCUGCACAGCAGGAAGCAGAGAGGAGGGGGCUUGUCUCCACCUCAGAGAUUCAACAAGAGCUUGAUGCCCUCACCAAAGAGAGGAAUGAACUUGCUGCGGAGAACCAAGAGAUAAAUCUCAAGGUUCAAACCCUCACGAUUGAGACUGCAGACCUGAAGACACAACUCAGUCUCCAGCAAGCUGACUCCAGACAGAAGAUUGAGCAGUUGACUUUGGGAGUCAGUCAGCUGCAGCAGGAGAAGAACCAGACUUUAGAGAUAAUGGAUUCUAUUCAAACUAAUCAUAGUAAGGAGUUACUGGAAAGGGGAGAACUUGAAGAUGAAAUUAAGUCGAACGAAAAAGACAUCAAUGAGAAGAACUCAAAAAUUGCAAGCCUUCAAGCUUCUUUGGAGGCAACAGAAAAAGAGAUAGGAGAUUUGACCGAGGCAUUGAGAACUACACAGAAAAGUCUAGAGGAAGCUAAUAGCGACAACUGGGAUGUGACAGAGAGCCUUCAAGAUAAACUGAUAGAGUUGUCUGCUGCCGAAGAAAAAAUUGCUAACCUCACUCAAAAUAUCCAGUCUUUGGAGUCUGAAAAAGAAGAAAUAUCCAAAAGAUUUCAUGAAACAACCACUGAUCUUCAGGCCAAAGAAGAUGAGCUACGAGAACAACUUCACUAUCAUUCCGAGCAGCUUGAAAAUAUUUCUCGUGAGAAGGCGGUUCUGGAUGAAACCCUCGCAUCUUUGAGGCCAGAACUUGAAAACCUGAAUCUGAGACUAGCCCAAGUCACAUCAGAGAACGAAAGUUUGAAGUCAGAAAGGAUGGACUUGGCCGAUCAAGUCAAGGUAGUGGAAUAUGAACACAAUGAAAUAGCACGUACACUGGAGGACCUGAACAGUCAAUUACAGAAGAAGGAGUCCAGGAACUGUGCAAUGGAAGAACAGCUGAAUGCUGCUGAGUCCAAAACACUGCAGUUUAAGGCGGAAAAGGCCGAGUUGGAAGCUCAGUUGAACACUCUGCAAUCAGAGACCCAAGCAAUGGAGGAACAAAUCUCACUGCUGGUGUCAGAGAAAGCAGAACUGCAGCUACUUGCCAGGCAAGCACAAGAGUCAAGCACCACCAAGGAGGCCAAGCUGUCUCAACUCAGGACUGAGCUAGAGGAGGGCGAUAAACGAUGCCUGAGCCUGGAAGAAGCCCUGCGAGAGAUGGAGAACAGCACCAUUCAAAGAGUGGAAGUGUUGACUGUAGAACUUGAGGAGGCUAAGAUGAACCUUGAUACAGUAACAGAGAGCAAAAAGUUGGAGCUUAAAGCUCUCAGCAGUGAGAAGAACGACCUUGAGAAGAGUCUACAGGCGAAGCACGAGGAGCUGCUCAGACUCCAAGCUGACCUGCGGACACAGGUUGAAGGAUUUGAGCGGAGGUUAAUGGCGCUGGAGGAGGAGUCUAAGAUUGAGGUCACUGCCAUGCAGGAAGAGCAUGGUCACCAAAUUGCAGUGCUGGAAGAAAAGCUGGAAACCGAGAAAACAAAUGUCUCGGAUAUAGAGAAGCUGCUGGAGACAUUGCGUGUCGAGAAGGACCAAUCAGAAGAAUCCUGGGCAAGUGCCAGGGAAGAGCUGCAGAGACUUCAAACCCAGGCUGAAGAGCAGGAGGAGAAACUGCAAAAGAAGAAAUUAGAAUGUGAAGAACUCAAGUUAUCUAUUGAGAAGACUAACCAAGCUACGAAGACGAUGAGUAUCAAGCUGAGGAGAGCUGAGCAAGAACUAUCACCGGGGCAGCAGCAACAACAAGCACUGAAAAAGAUGGAGGCACAGUGCACGAAACUCCGCGGGCAACUCGCUGACGAAAAAUCGGCUCGUGCCAGAGCGGAGGAAACCCUGGAAAAGGCAAAAGGGCUUGGUGAGCAGUCUCUGAAAGACAGCGAAGCCAGGGUGCAGGAGCUGAUGAAGAACUCGGAGGAGCUGCGGAAGGACAAAGAGUCGCUUCAGGGGAAGCUCCAGUUCUCCCUGAACAAUGCCCGCCGGCUGGAGAGAGACCUGUCUAGCCUUCACAAUCACGUGGCAGAGAUUGAAGCCGAGAUGAGAGAUACGAAAUCGGGAUCUAGGAGACCAGCAAGCGAUGCUGAGACCAGCCCUGAAGUGGAGGAACUCAGGAGGAUGCUGGAAGAGAAGACAGAUGAGGCUGAGAGCCUGAGAGAGCUGGCCCAGACCAAUGAGGUGGAAGCCAACCAGCACCUGAAGAAGCUGGCGCAGCUGAUCAGGCGCAACCAGAAGCUGGAAGGCACCAAUGAAACGCUGGCCUGCCAAGUCAAGGCUCUGACCAAACUGGUGAGGGAUGCCAAGAUAUUGAAAUCAAAUAAUAUCAAGCCAACCGAGGCAUCCUCAAAUGUACCUGUCCAAGUCAGUGACGCUACAGGUAAAUCAGGUUUGCUUCCGAAACAUCAAAUCCCGAAUGGUGAUGCCCGAUCUAAAGCUCAACCAUCAGCUGAGCUUCAGCCAGCAACGGCACCACCUGUUGUUUUACCAGCACCUGCUGCAGUACCAGUUGCUGCUGCUGUUCAGCCUACCAAAACUCCAAGUCCUGGCAGAAGGAUAACCAGACUGUCAUCGCGGAGGCAUUCCAACAACAAGGAGCCUGCAGUACAGCCGAACUUUACAACCAACGAGCCAGCGUUGAAGCCCAUGAGCAAAGAGCCAAAGAACGACGACAGGCCUUCAGGUGACAAACCUGAAUCCUCUGGUCAAAAUGACAGGGCGGCGAAUAACCACGCCAGCCACUUGCCCGUGCGGACUGGCAAACGCCCCCUGAGCACUCCCGUGAAGCCUGCAGAGACCAAACGCACCAGGCACCAGAGCGGUGAUGAUGGCAGUCAGCCAGACCAAUCAAAGGAACAACCUGCAGACCUUAGGAAUAGAGCCGGAAGACUUACCAGGAGUCGAAUUAGGCCACCAACUGCCACACGUGCCACCACCCGCAGUAGCCACAGAGCACGGGAUGUGGAGCCACAGCAUCAGCAGCAGCAAACCAAAGACAGCAUCCUGCCUGCUGACAGCAGCCAAAACCAGCAGUCGGGAUUCAGCUUCAGAGUGUCGUCCUCGCAGGGCGAGACGAACCGGGUCACGCGCAGCCAGCAGUUAUCAGGCGAGGUUGGGCCUAACCCUGCGGCCUUGGGGACCAUCACCAACAGUCCCAGGAAGGUGACCACGACGACCACCGAAGCCGCCAAACGUCGGCAGGUCGGCAAGCCCAAGCGUCGUCUGAGCCUGAACAAGUCCCCAGAUCACCCUAGGAGGCAGCAGACCGUGGCCGGGCAAAAUGACAAGGAGGAGAACUGCCAAAUACAGUGAACACAGAUUUUCUUGAAAGGAAUUCCGAGUCGGGCAUUUUAUGAGAAGCCAUGCUGUCGCCUGAUUCUUGUUAAACGUUUCAGUGGCCAUAUUUCUCAGAGCCCGUGGGAUGACUUGUUACAGAAGUGGCUUAAAACGCACUGU
This is a messenger RNA of Acanthaster planci (crown-of-thorns starfish), 11833 nucleotides long. RefSeq names its product centromere protein F (gene cenpf). Gene Ontology annotation, molecular function: dynein complex binding; microtubule binding. The record is from RefSeq and is a predicted model, not a curated record. NCBI's taxonomy places the organism in Eukaryota, Metazoa, Echinodermata, Asteroidea, Valvatida, Acanthasteridae. Gene Ontology annotation, biological process: mitotic cell cycle; metaphase chromosome alignment; regulation of G2/M transition of mitotic cell cycle. Gene Ontology annotation, cellular component: spindle pole; chromosome, centromeric region; nucleus.